This is a messenger RNA of Mytilus californianus (California mussel), 2306 nucleotides long. Its product is annotated as coenzyme Q-binding protein COQ10 homolog A, mitochondrial-like. The transcript is spliced from 5 exons. Bases 33 to 728 code for a protein of 231 amino acids. Lineage: Eukaryota; Metazoa; Mollusca; Bivalvia; Mytilida; Mytilidae. Gene Ontology annotation, biological process: cellular respiration; ubiquinone biosynthetic process. Gene Ontology annotation, cellular component: mitochondrion. Gene Ontology annotation, molecular function: ubiquinone binding. The record is from RefSeq and is a predicted model, not a curated record.
UUAUUGCAAAUGGUCAAGGUCAUUAAUUAUGAAUGGCAACUUUACGAAACCUGACUCGACCAGGGACAAUAAUUUGCCGUGUAUUUAGGCAAAUUAAGAGAGAAAGUAAUUUAGAUAGAACUGCAGUAUUAGCCUGCUAUCCAACAAUACCAUGUUUCAGUCAUGAUGAUAUAUGCCUCACACAACAAAGAUGGUUGUUUCAACUACCAAAGUUACCAGGCACCGCCACUAACAAGAGAAAAGACUAUUCAGAGAGGAGACUGCUAGGGUAUUCCAUGGAACAGAUGUAUGAGAUUGUUGCUGAUGUUGAAAAGUAUACAGAAUUUGUUCCUUGGUGUACCCAGUCAACUGUAUUCAACAUUAAACCAGGAAGUUUUAAAUGUAAGAUGGAAGUAGGGUUUCCUCCUUUGAGUGAAAGAUACACUUCCUGUGUUACAGUUGCUAAACCAAACCUUGUGAAGUCUGAGUGUACUGAUGGUAGACUGUUUAAUCAUUUACUAACAACAUGGCAGUUUAGUCCGGGUGUAGCUGAUAUCCCUAAUACCUGUGUCCUAGAUUUUUCUGUUUCAUUUGAGUUUAGACAUGCUCUGCACUCUCAGUUAUCUUCAGUUUUCUUUGAUACAGUUGUGAAAGAGAUGGUGAACUCUUUUCUUAUACGAGCUAAGCAAAAAUAUGGAGCUCCAUCUAUACGAGCACAAAAACCCAAAAUCCUACUCUACAAUAGUUGAUAAAGGCUGAACUUAGAUAUAACCUGGAAUGAUAUGACAAAUAAUACCAGUGAAUGCCAAGCACUUGUGAUACUUGUAUUUGUUGUUGUUCGUACUACAAUAUUUUAAUAUUGGAUUAAAGGAAAACAUGAUUAAAAUAUUUAGUGAUAUGACAUUAUAUAGAUAUUGAUUGAAAUUUUGUAAUUUUUGAAAACAGAUUGACCCUGCUUUUUAACACAUUAAUGUAAAGAGGUUAAUUAUUGCGGAGUUGAUUUAAAAAUAAUCUAGCCUGGUUUUAUUUUUGGUAUUUUUCUUGUUCUUGAUUCUGUUCUUCCAUGAAGAACAAAUUUACACAAGGGGAUACUUUCCAGAUGUAAUCACAAAAUUAGCAAGAAUAAAUCCUUAGCAACUAUACAAUAUUAAAACAAACAUUUUCCUUAAGAGUCAAAAAAGCAUUUAGAAAGUUUUAUGGGCUUGUGUCUUUGAACAAAGGAAUUUGCCACUUGUUUUUAAAAGGAACGUGAGAUCAUUCAUGUCUUUGUCUGAUUUUGGAGAAAAAUACUUCCUAAAUUAUUAUUAUUUAAUAUCCAGGUAUUUAACAUUUGUGUGAUCAUCUUGUUAGAAAUCUGCCAAAGAAUCAAGCUUUGAUGUUCACAUGAUGAAAAAUCCAUUCUUGUUUUUUUCUGACUAUACAAUAAAAUGCAACAUUUAGUUUUGGGAUAUUGCAUGAAAUAUUCAUUGUAAAUCAAUGAGUAAGGGGGGGGGGGGUUAGAGCUCAAUUAUUAUUAUCCAAUUAAUAUUUUAUAGAAAAAAAAUAUCUAUUUUAAUACCAAGCAUACAGUAAAAACUGACAUUUUUUUUUUAAUGACGCAGCAUCAAAAUGGUUUAUUUGACAGGUUUAAGGAUAUAAUAUAUUGCAUUUUUGUUCUAAAUGUAUAUACAGUAAACAUUACCUAUUGUAACUAAUUAUUAGAACUAUUAUUAUGACAUUCUUUAAUGGAAUGGUCAGGAUUUUAUUUUUAUAUUUAGGAGGUUAUGUUGAAAAAAAAUUAAUACCUGAUUUCUGAAGAUCUUUUUACAGUAACAAAACUAUUUUUCCACUUUUCAGAUAUGCAUUUGCUAGAGAAAGAUGUUAAUUUUUCAGUUUUCCUUGAUUUAUUUUGUACCUUUAAAGGAAACUUAAGAAUAUGUCUGAAAUAAUAAGGUGUGAAAUUACAUUUUAUUUUACCAUUCAGAUAACAAUUCAUUGCUACAGAACACAAAACAAGUAAUGACUAUGUAUCUUGAAGAGAUGUAACCUGUUUGGUGUUUAUUAUAUGAUGAAUACAUUAAUGAAAUGUAUAAUUAAAACUAACCUAAGCAACUGCAUGAUGACUGUGUCCUGGCUUUAAGUAUUAAAAUUGGAAAGAAAAUGAAUUUAGAUAUUGCUUAUAACUUUAUUUAUUUUUAUUUAUUUAGAAAACUGUCAUUGGUGCUUUGAAAUAAGUUAUAUACUGUAAUUUUUUUUCAUUUCAAUUUUCUAUGUAUCAGUAUAAUAGUAUCAGCAGCUUUGUUUUUUUUAAGUUUUAUUAAAUGUAAUAAACUGUAUAGCAACUGAGA